Gigantopelta aegis is the source of this 1449-nucleotide messenger RNA. RefSeq lists its product as uncharacterized. The transcript has a single exon. The record is from RefSeq and is a predicted model, not a curated record. Bases 1 to 1449 code for a protein of 482 amino acids. NCBI's taxonomy places the organism in Eukaryota, Metazoa, Mollusca, Gastropoda, Neomphalida, Peltospiridae.
AUGAACAACUCUUUGAUGGAAUUCCCCACGAAAUCCAGGAAACGGUGGUCGUGUAAUGUCAAUCACACUGCAAUACGCUUCACAAGGGACAACAUUACACCACGGUGGUCGUGUAAUGUCAAUCACACCGCGAUACGCUUCACAGGGGACAACAUUACACCACGGUGGUCGUGUAAUGUCAAUCACACCGCAAUACGCUUCACAAGGGACAACAUUACACCACGGUGGUCGUGCAAUGUCAAUCACACCGCAAUACGCUUCACAAGGGACAACAGUACACCACGGUGGUCGUGCAAUGUCAAUCACACCACGAUACGCUUCACAAGGGACAACAUUACACCACGGUGGUCGUGUAAUGUCCAUCACACCGCGAUACGCUUCACAAGAGACAACAUUACACCACGGUGGUCCGGUAAUGUCAAUCACACCGCGAUACGCUUCACAAGGGACAACAUUACACCACGGUGGUCGUGCAAUGUCAAUCACACCGCGAUACGCUUCACAAGGGACAACAUUACACCACGGUGGUCGUGCAAUGUCAAUCACACCGCGAUACGCUUCACAAGGGACAACAUUACACCACGGUGGUCGUGCAAUGUCAAUCACACCGCGAUACGCUUCACAAGGGACAACAUUACACCACGGUGGUCGUGCAAUGUCAAUCACACCGCGAUACGCUUCACAAGGGACAACAUUACACCACGGUGGUCGUGCAAUGUCAAUCACACCGCAAUACGCUUCACAAGGGACAACAUUACACCACGGUGGUCGUGCAAUGUCAAUCACACCGCAAUACGCUUCACAAGGGACAACAUUACGUCACGGUGGUCGUGCAAUGUCAAUCACACCGCAAUACUCUUCACAAGAGACAACAUUACGUCACGGUGGUCGUGCAAUGUCAAACACACCGCAAUACGCUUCACAAGAGACAACAUUGCGUCACGGUGGUCGUGCAAUGUCAAUCACACCGCAAUACGCUUCACAAGAGACAACAUUGCGUCACGGUGGUCGUGCAAUGUCAAUCACACCGCAAUACGCUUCACAAGAGACAACAUUGCGUCACGGUGGUCGUGCAAUGUCAAUCACACCGCAAUACGCUUCACAAGAGACAACAUUGCGUCACGGUGGUCGUGCAAUGUCAAUCACACCGCAAUACGCUUCACAAGAGACAACAUUGCGUCACGGUGGUCGUGCAAUGUCAAUCACACCGCAAUACGCUUCACAAGAGACAACAUUGCGUCACGGUGGUCGUGCAAUGUCAAUCACACCGCAAUACGCUUCACAAGAGACAACAUUACACCACGGUGGUCCUGUAAUGUCAAUCACACCGCAAUACACUUCACAAGAGACAACAUUACAUCACGGUGGUCGUGUAAUGGUGGUCGUGUAAUGUCAAUCACACUGCAAUACGCUUCACAAGAGACAACAUUACAUCACGGAUGUCUUUGA